GUACUUCGUAUUAACGGAGUUCAAAUUUCAAACUGUAUAGAUAUUUUUAAGAGAAUAAUUAAUCGAUAUUUAUAGUUUUUCAAGGUCGAUAAUAAAAUUGUACAAUUUAUAAUGGUUUCGUAAAUCUGUAUUAUAAAAGAACCGUUAUAAAUACUUUCGCAUUUAGUUGAAUUUGUUCACAUUAGAGGGCAACACCGUUUAUAAACGUAAUAAUAAAGCUUUCUUGUGUAUUGUUAUUUAAUGGAUUGAAACUGUCCAUAACAGUAAACAGAAUUUAAAAAUUGAAUUAGUCUUGAUUAUAUGAGAAAGUGAAGAAAGUCUAGUAGAUUAAUUUAAGUUAUUAUUUAUAAUAUAGUGAAUACAAUCGUUUUGUUUUUUUUUUUUUUUUGCUUUCUUUUCCCUCAAUAUUUUACGAAUUAGGAAGCAUGCCACGUACGAAACAAACACGUAAAUCCAAACAAAAUCGAGAAUCUUUAGAAGAAUCAGAUUUGUUUCUAAAAGAUUUUCAGAAGAAACUGCAAUUGAGAAUUAAUAAAUUAGAUAAUGAAGCUAAAUUUAGUAUCAAGAGUUAUGAAACUUAUCACAAUGUUAAAUUAGCUGGUAUACCAGCAGAAUUGAAGCAAAUGACUUUAGGUGAAAUUAUAGCGUGGAAAGAAAAUGAAAAAGAAAAUUGUAACGAAGUAACAUCCUCUGUGAAUGAUCAAUCAUUACUUUACGUCAUACCAUCAACUGUGAAAGCAAAGAAAACUUCUAAACGUGGUACAGCUACAUCAGACGAUGGUUAUGUAACAGAAGGUACAACAACGGGAGCAUCUACAUCACGGAUAUCUCGUGCAUCAAGAGCUAAAAAAUUAACUUCCGAAGCCAAACCAAGAAGAGUAACUCGUAGUAGUUCAAAAAAUCGUCAAUCAGCUUUAAUUGAUAUAACGCAUAAGGCAUUAACGAAAAACAAUGAUAAAGGAUAUGCAUAUAUCGAAUCUCAACUAAAAUCAGAUAAAUUUAAAACACCAGCACCUUCCAAGACUGCUAAGAAUGAGUAUAACCUUAUUACUCCUAAAGUUAAACCAAAUACUCCUAUGAAUGUACUCAGACGACCGCGUGAAGGAGAAAUGGUAUUAAGUAUGCAAGGCAGUCCAUUAUUAGUUUCUGCUAUCGUUCCAGAUAAAACUGCAAAUAUUAAUGUACCUUUGAGCAAUGGAAACAUUAUGUCCUUGUUACCCAAUGAUGGAUUACGCAUGUCUCAUAUACCAGCUUUAGAUCCAGAAACUAUGCGUCAAUUAGAAACACUUAAGGAUCAUAUCGAGAAAGUUAUUUCAUUGAAAUAACUUCAUAGAUUAUACAAAGCGAUUGCAUUUAGCAUUACACAAAUGCGAUGUAUAGUAAUUGUAUUUUACAGUUAUUGUAUUAACAAACAUCCUAAUUUACAUGGAUGGUAUAAAUUAAUAAAGGAGAAUAUUUUUUUAUUACAUACACACAACACAAUAUUAUUGUAG
Messenger RNA from Vespa mandarinia (Asian giant hornet), 1493 nucleotides. RefSeq names its product borealin-related (gene borr). Gene Ontology annotation, biological process: mitotic sister chromatid segregation. NCBI's taxonomy places the organism in Eukaryota, Metazoa, Arthropoda, Insecta, Hymenoptera, Vespidae. The record is from RefSeq and is a predicted model, not a curated record. Gene Ontology annotation, cellular component: chromosome, centromeric region; spindle midzone; chromosome passenger complex.